Messenger RNA from Raphanus sativus (radish), 1857 nucleotides. Its product is annotated as amino acid permease 4-like. The transcript is spliced from 6 exons. Bases 50 to 1609 code for a protein of 519 amino acids. Gene Ontology annotation, cellular component: plasma membrane. NCBI's taxonomy places the organism in Eukaryota, Viridiplantae, Streptophyta, Magnoliopsida, Brassicales, Brassicaceae. The record is from RefSeq and is a predicted model, not a curated record.
CAAGAAAUUAGAGAAGAUUCUCCUCUCCACUUAUGAUGGCUUAUAUAAGAUGAUGACCCCAAAACAAUCAACAUGCAGCAGCAGUAAUAUUGCUCUCACCACCCAUUUCAUUUGCAUUUCUUUCUUUGCCCAUUUCCUUUUAUUUCGUUUCUUCGAAUUUAGUUUGUGCAUAUCUUUUGUUUCUAUCUCAAAGGCUCAACAAAAAGAGAUGGAUGUUUCUCGGCCAGCUUUCAAAUGUUUCGAUGACGAUGGUCGACUUAAAAGAUCAGGGACGGUUUGGACCGCGAGUGCUCAUAUAAUAACAGCUGUAAUAGGAUCUGGUGUUCUAUCGUUGGCAUGGGCCAUAGGUCAACUCGGUUGGAUCGCUGGUCCUGCAGUGAUGUUCUUGUUCUCUUUUGUCACUUACUUCUCAUCGACUCUUCUCAGUGACUGCUACAGAACCGGAGAUCCUGUCUCCGGAAAGAGAAACUAUACUUACAUGGAUGCUGUCCAGUCAAUCCUCGGUGGGUUUAGGUUCAAGAUUUGUGGUCUGAUUCAGUUCUUGAAUCUUUUUGGUAUCACAAUCGGGUACACAAUCGCAGCAUCUAUAAGCAUGAUGGCGAUUAAGAGAUCGAACUGCUUUCACGAGAGCGGAGGGAAGAACCCAUGUCACAUGUCAAGCAACCCCUACAUGAUCAUGUUUGGUGUUACAGAGAUCUUGCUCUCUCAGAUCAAAGAUUUUGACCAGAUUUGGUGGCUCUCCUUAGUAGCUGCCAUCAUGUCCUUCACAUAUUCUGCGAUAGGUUUAGCUCUCGGAAUCAUACAGGUUGCAGCAAAUGGAGUAUUCAAGGGAAGUCUCACUGGAAUAAGCAUAGGAACAGUAACUCAGGCACAGAAGAUAUGGAGAACAUUCCAAGCCCUUGGAGACAUUGCCUUUGCUUAUUCGUACUCUGUUGUCCUAAUCGAGAUUCAAGACACUGUCAGAUCUCCACCAGCUGAAUCAAAAACGAUGAAGCAAGCCACAAGAAUAAGCAUAGCCGUCACGACGACGUUUUACAUGCUAUGUGGUUGCAUGGGCUACGCUGCUUUUGGUGACGCAGCACCUGGAAACCUCUUAACCGGUUUCGGUUUCUACAACCCGUUUUGGCUCCUCGACGUGGCCAACGUCGCCAUUGUUAUCCACCUUGUAGGAGCUUACCAAGUCUUUGCUCAGCCCAUCUUCGCGUUUGUGGAUAAACAAGCCGCGGCUAGGUUUCCUGAUAGUGACUUGGUAAGCAAGGAAUAUGAAAUCAGGAUCCCUGGAGUUAGGGCACCGUAUAAGGUCAACGUUUUCAGAGCAGUGUUCCGGUCUUGUUUUGUGGUUUUGACCACAGUGAUAUCGAUGCUUAUGCCGUUCUUUAACGACGUCGUGGGGAUCUUGGGAGCGUUAGGAUUUUGGCCUUUGACGGUUUAUUUUCCGGUUGAGAUGUAUAUAAAACAGAGGAAAGUUGAGAGAUGGAGUAUGAAGUGGGUUUGUUUGAAAAUGUUGAGCGGUGGUUGUUUAGUGAUUACGGUGGUCGCCGGAGUUGGAUCAGUCGCCGGAGUGAUGCUUGACCUUAAGGUUUACAAACCUUUCAAGACUACUUAUUAAACAAAAACCAUGAUGAUGAAGAAAAUUGAAGGCGUUGGAGGAAAGAAACAAAAUGAUAUACAAAAUUUCAAUGGCUAAAAUUGAUAAUAUUUCAUUUGACGAAAUAUGAAUAAAGCUUCUUCAUUUUCCUAUGAUUUUAUCUUGCUGUGAUUCAUAGUAUUCAUCAUGUAUUGUGAAUUUAUAAUCGAUGUGUUGUUUACUGGAAGUUCUUUUUAAAAUAAAUUUAGUUUUUUUUUUGUUAAACCAUA